Verticillium dahliae VdLs.17 is the source of this 1446-nucleotide messenger RNA. Its product is annotated as Delta(12) fatty acid desaturase. The record is from RefSeq and is a predicted model, not a curated record. Lineage: Eukaryota; Fungi; Ascomycota; Sordariomycetes; Glomerellales; Plectosphaerellaceae. Bases 1 to 1446 code for a protein of 481 amino acids. Gene Ontology annotation, molecular function: oxidoreductase activity, acting on paired donors, with oxidation of a pair of donors resulting in the reduction of molecular oxygen to two molecules of water. The transcript has 2 exons. Gene Ontology annotation, biological process: lipid metabolic process.
AUGGCUGCGACCACAUCCUCGUUGCCGGCCAAGGCCAACCCUCAGCUUCGCCGCACCGCCAAUUCUACCGAGGUUGAUCUCUCCUCCCCCUCUACUGCAGUGGCUUCGCCCAACGACUCGCCCCGACCCUCAGCUUCGUCGACUUCGCUGUCUUCGCUCUCCUCCAUCGAUGCUUCUGGCGAGAAACCCAACUACGGCGUCCUCCUCGACACGUACGGCAACGAGUUCACCCCGCCCGACUUUACCAUCAAGGACAUCCGCGAUGCCAUCCCCAAGCACUGCUUCGAGCGCUCUGCGCUCAGGGGCUACGGCUACAUCGCCCGUGACAUGGUUCUCCUCGCCACCACGUUCACCGUCUGGCACAACUUUGUGACGCCGCAUCACAUUCCCUCGUACCCUCUCCGUGUCGCUCUUUGGGCCGUGUACACUGUUCUCCAGGGUCUUUUCGCCACCGGUCUCUGGGUCAUUGCCCACGAGUGCGGCCACGGCGCCUUCUCCGAUUCAACUCGCGUCAACAACGUCACCGGCUGGUUCCUCCAUUCCGCACUCCUUGUGCCCUACUACAGCUGGCAAAUGUCCCACAGCAAGCACCACAAGGCCACCGGCAACAUGGAGCGCGACAUGGUCUUCGUGCCCCGCACUCGUGAGGAGCACGCCACCCGCCUCGGCACCAUGGCCCACGAGCUUGCUGAGCUGACUGAAGAGACUCCUAUCGCCACCCUGCUUCACCUCGUCGGCCAGCAGCUCGUCGGCUGGCCCAGUUACCUCAUCAACAACGUUACCGGCCACAACUACCACGAGCGUCACCGCGAGGGCCGUGGCAAGGGCAAGCGCAACGGUUUCGGCGGCGGCGUCAACCACUUUGAUCCCCGCAGCCCCCUGUUUGAGAACCGCGAUGCUUGGAGGGUCAUCAUGUCUGAUGUCGGUCUUGCUCUUGCCUUUGCCGGCCUCUUCUACCUCGGCAACACCUUUGGCUGGAAGAACUUGGCUGUCUGGUACUUCAUCCCCUACUUGUGGGUGAACCACUGGCUUGUUGCCAUUACUUUCCUUCAGCACACCGACCCCUCGCUUCCCCACUACACCGGUGAGCAGUGGAAUUUCGUCCGCGGUGCUGCCGCUACCAUUGACCGAGAGAUGGGCUUUGUCGGUCGCCACCUGCUCCACGGCAUUGUUGAGACGCACGUCCUUCACCACUACAUCAGCUCCAUCCCCUUCUACAAUGCCGACGAGGCCACCGAGGCCAUCAAGCCCGUCAUGGGCAAGCACUACCGUGCUGAUGUCCGCGACGGUCCCUGGGGCUUCAUCCGCUCGCUUUGGACCUCAGCACGCUCGUGCCAGUGGGUUGAGCCCAGCGUGGGUGCUGAGGGUGCCGGCAAGGGCAUCCUGUUCUUCCGCAACCGUAACCACAUUGGUGUGCCGCCCAUGGGCCGUACGGAUGAGCAGUGA